AUGAGUCUACCAGAAGACGAAGUGAAUGCCGAUAACAUAAGGUUUUUGCGCUCGCGCAGACGUUCCUCUCCGGAUUCAUCCCCGGGACGUGUUCGAAGUCGAAGGCGGCAUCUACAGUCCUUGCAGGAUGAAGUGAAUAGCGGUAUGGAUUCUAAUGAUCAGCGAAGGCCCUCAGUGACUGUCGGGGUAAGCCGCCGUAUCCCCAUUGUUCGUCGCCGAGAUCCAAUGAGUGGUGUGACCAACUACGAAACUCGCUUCCGCCCAUCAAAUCCCGCCUACACAUGGGUGCCAGGAUCAGAUUACGAAGAGGAAGAAGAUGCUAGCGUGGGUGCUACGAAUCUUAUUCAGGAAAUGUGGGAUGGUAGAUUGCUAAGAGCGAGACAUACGGCACUGGGAUCUCGGGGUGAAAGGCGGGAAGGAUCAGCUACAUCACCCCGUCUAUGGGCCACGGAUCCCAAUGGAGAAUCGAUUCAGCCGUCACGGUAUGGUCGGAGUGAUCUGGCUACUGCUACAUUACUUCAAACAGUUCGUCGCCACCCGCGAUUCUCCUCCAGGACCCGUACCCUACAGAGCUACAUCCUUGACCGGGACCGAGGUGGCCGUGAAUCAGAGGAAAGAGACUGGCAACCUUCCUCUACAACUCCCACUACGACUGCAAGCUCAACCACUUCCCCACCUCCACGUUCUUCCACCAUCAAUCACGGAGAUAUAAUGAGGAAUACCGGUGCAUCAGAGCCCCGAGAUAUGUAUUUCGAAGAUCGAUCGUCAGUUGAUCGUUUUGAAGAAACCAUAAGGUAUCUUGACAGAGUGCGGUUCGCCAAAUCGUACGAUGAGAGCGUACAGUUUGCCACUGCAGGAGAUUUCGUCCAAUACGAAUAUUUGCGCCGCAAUGAGGACGACUUUAUCCUCGAUACGUCGUCGAUCGGCAGUCCUGCAGAUUCUUCGUGGCUAAAGCCAGGGACGGUAUUUGAAGGUUCACAACGUGCUACUAAUCAUUGUUCUACUUCAGCGAUGUUCCAUAACCGGAGACCCAGAUCGCACCAACUUGAUGACCCCAUCGUUAUCAAUGGAACUGAACUCGGCCGGACUGUAUAUACAAGCGCCGGCCGCCGCAGUUACCAGGCGGAUAUUUCUCACGAGUUUGGAGACGGGACCCAAAUGGGAAUGAACAGCAACAGUAGACAUGAACACUGGCCUGUCAAGGUUACGAUACACAGUGUUGAUUAUAAUACGAUGACGCUUUCCGGAACGAUGGAAGCCUACAACAUUCCCGAUAAAACACCCAAUAGCCAAGGAGCGCAUAUUACUACUUUCCUCGAGGGUGAAAUCAUCGAUUUCAACACGCACUCGCUGGAGACGAAGAAUUUCAAAGCAAAUGCAGAGAUUGACAGUUUGUACUGGCGCGAGCUUGAACCUUUUAAAGACCUGUCUUAUGAUGAGAUCGUGAGGAAUCUUGUGAGUAAGAAAUGGCUGACGGAGCAGCUAGCGAAAGGUUGGAUCUUGAUGCGUUGGAAAGGUUAG
This is a messenger RNA of Histoplasma mississippiense, 1521 nucleotides long. RefSeq lists its product with no specific name. The transcript has a single exon. The coding region runs from base 1 to 1521 and encodes 506 amino acids. The record is from RefSeq and is a predicted model, not a curated record. Gene Ontology annotation, cellular component: extrinsic component of membrane; GID complex. Gene Ontology annotation, biological process: protein targeting to vacuole; proteasome-mediated ubiquitin-dependent protein catabolic process; protein catabolic process in the vacuole. Lineage: Eukaryota; Fungi; Ascomycota; Eurotiomycetes; Onygenales; Ajellomycetaceae.